AACACCAACUGUGCAAGGAUUGAUUGCAGUUGAAAAAUGUUUUCAAACGACAACGACAACGGAAGCGGACGCCAAUGCGUUGGGAGGAACCGUAUCGAGAUCGGAAUGGCGCUGGCAGAACCUCCAAGCGAAAGAAAAUUCACAGGAAGAGGACGAAAGCAUCACUUUGUUCCCCUUUCUGUUCGAGGCAUCCAUUCGGUGGUGCUGAUCCUUGUGUUACUCUCACUUACAAUGCAAAAUUUGGCCCAGGAUCCUGAUGCAGAAACAGGAACAACUGGAGCCAGUGGUACUGAAAGUAAUAAUAAAGCUGAUAUCGUUUGGCGCGAGGGGUACGCGGGCGACGGUACGACUCACGAGCAGCUCGGACAGGACCACUGGCCUUCCGUCGAGUACAGUCCAUACCUUGGUUUCGGCAAUUAUUCCCUGGAUCUAACCUCUUCACAAAAAGCUCUGAGUCCCGUUAAUACAUUAACGCACUUCGCCUUGCGGUUGUUUUUGUCCGACCUGCCUCCCGGCUAUGUUACGACGACGGCCAACAACAAGUUGGUUCUCGGCCCUAAGGUGUGGAAGAACGAUUGGGCUGCUCUAUUGGCUCAGUACUGGUUUCUGCUUGUUGUCGUGAUAUCCCUCCUCUUCUGUAUAAUUAUCAUUCCGUUUAUUGGGCUUGGUCUUUUCAUAAUGUUUAUUGCGAACAAGUUUGUGGAUCGCGGACUAGAAGACAGCAAUAUGACAAUGAAACGUGCUAGCAGGGACACUUGCACCUUUUUAAAAGAUGUGGCUGAUCACAUCUACCAUUUGCUGGUGUACAAUUACCAGGAGCUGGAAGCCCACCUCGAAGAUCAACUUAAUAACGCACAUGAUCACAUAUUCCUGGACCUGGGGGAUACCUCCGAGAGUACUGCGCUAGCAGAAAUGGAGCGCAUCUUGAACAACAUGCCGAAAGCCCUUAAGAUUAUGUUGCAAGUGGAGGCCUUGGAGAAGGAUAUCCGUUUCUUUGGGUCCCAAUUUAGAGACGGUAACUACUAG
Drosophila persimilis is the source of this 1026-nucleotide messenger RNA. Its product is annotated as prominin-like protein. Bases 37 to 1026 code for a protein of 329 amino acids. NCBI's taxonomy places the organism in Eukaryota, Metazoa, Arthropoda, Insecta, Diptera, Drosophilidae. The record is from RefSeq and is a predicted model, not a curated record. The transcript has 4 exons. Gene Ontology annotation, cellular component: membrane.